Diceros bicornis minor is the source of this 1616-nucleotide messenger RNA. It is a transcript of the gene GABRG1, whose product is annotated as gamma-aminobutyric acid type A receptor subunit gamma1. Gene Ontology annotation, cellular component: dendrite membrane; postsynapse; GABA-A receptor complex. Gene Ontology annotation, molecular function: benzodiazepine receptor activity; inhibitory extracellular ligand-gated monoatomic ion channel activity; transmitter-gated monoatomic ion channel activity involved in regulation of postsynaptic membrane potential. The record is from RefSeq and is a predicted model, not a curated record. NCBI's taxonomy places the organism in Eukaryota, Metazoa, Chordata, Mammalia, Perissodactyla, Rhinocerotidae. The transcript is spliced from 9 exons. The coding region runs from base 23 to 1420 and encodes 465 amino acids. Gene Ontology annotation, biological process: nervous system process; gamma-aminobutyric acid signaling pathway; chloride transport.
UUGAGCGGAAAAAGCGAUCCCAAUGGGUUCUUGGAAAGCUUUUCUCUUCUCCCCUUUUCUUCUGUGGAGUCAAAGUAGAGGGGUGAGGCUGAUGUUCUUGUUACUGACCCUGCAUUUGGGAAACUGCAUUGAUAAAGCAGAUGAUGAAGAUGAUGAGGAUUUAACAGUGAACAAAACUUGGGUCUUGGCACCAAAGAUUCAUGAAGGAGAUAUAACACAAAUUCUCAACUCAUUACUUCGAGGCUAUGACAAUAAACUUCGCCCAGAUAUAGGAGUGAGGCCCACAGUGAUUGAAACUGAUGUUUAUGUAAACAGCAUUGGACCAGUUGAUCCUAUAAAUAUGGAAUACACAAUAGAUAUAAUUUUUGCCCAAACCUGGUUUGAUAGUCGUUUAAAAUUCAAUAGUACCAUGAAAGUGCUUAUGCUUAACAGCAAUAUGGUUGGAAAAAUUUGGAUUCCUGACACUUUCUUCAGAAACUCGAGAAAAUCUGAUGCUCAUUGGAUAACAACUCCUAAUCGUCUGCUUCGAAUUUGGAAUGAUGGGCGAGUUCUAUAUACUCUAAGAUUGACAAUUAAUGCAGAAUGUUACCUUCAGCUUCAUAACUUUCCUAUGGAUGAACACUCCUGUCCACUGGAAUUUUCAAGCUAUGGAUACCCUAAAAAUGAAAUUGAGUAUAAGUGGAAAAAGCCUUCUGUAGAAGUGGCUGAUCCCAAAUACUGGAGAUUAUAUCAGUUUGCAUUUGUAGGGUUACGGAACUCAACUGAAAUCUCUCACACAAUCUCCGGGGAUUAUGUUAUCAUGACAAUUUUUUUUGACCUGAGCAGACGAAUGGGAUAUUUCACUAUUCAGACCUACAUUCCAUGCAUUCUGACUGUCGUUCUUUCUUGGGUGUCUUUUUGGAUCAAUAAAGAUGCAGUGCCUGCAAGAACAUCACUGGGUAUCACUACAGUUCUGACUAUGACAACUCUGAGCACAAUUGCCAGGAAGUCCCUACCUAAGGUUUCUUAUGUGACUGCGAUGGAUCUCUUUGUUUCUGUUUGCUUCAUUUUUGUUUUUGCAGCUUUGAUGGAAUAUGGCACCUUGCAUUAUUUCACCAGCAACAAAAAAGGAAAGACUACUGGAAACAGAAAGCUAAAAAAUAAGGCCUCGAUGUCCACUGGACUCCAUCCUGGAUCCACUCUGAUUCCAAUGAAUAGCAUUUCUCUGCCACAAGGAGAAGAUGAUUAUGGAUAUCAGUGUUUGGAGGGCAAAGAUUGUGCCAGCUUCUUCUGUUGCUUUGAAGACUGCAGAACAGGAUCCUGGAGGGAAGGAAGGAUACACAUACGCAUUGCCAAAAUUGAUUCCUAUUCUAGAAUAUUUUUUCCAACAGCUUUUGCCCUGUUCAAUCUGGUUUAUUGGGUUGGCUAUCUUUACUUAUAAAUUCUACUUACCAGACAAAAAUCAAAAGCAGUCUGACAGAAUCCAAUUAUCAUCUACUGGACUUCAAUUACAUGAAGUUCACAUUUAAAACGCAGAGAAACCAAUGUUUAAAAUGUGAAUAGUAUUGUAACUAUUUUAAGGCUUUCAUAGGUAAAAAAAGUAGCAGCUUUCAGAUUAACUUACUUAAAUUUGUGUA